This is a messenger RNA of Carlito syrichta (Philippine tarsier), 1807 nucleotides long. RefSeq names its product solute carrier family 9 member B1 (gene SLC9B1). The record is from RefSeq and is a predicted model, not a curated record. The coding region runs from base 72 to 1619 and encodes 515 amino acids. Gene Ontology annotation, biological process: proton transmembrane transport. Gene Ontology annotation, cellular component: membrane. Gene Ontology annotation, molecular function: antiporter activity. The transcript is spliced from 12 exons. Lineage: Eukaryota; Metazoa; Chordata; Mammalia; Primates; Tarsiidae.
UGGCCCACGCAACGGUUACUGGAUGCCCGGGCCGCUCCGGGUCCGCUCAGGAUUGCGACAGAAACUGUAGCAUGCACACUAUAGAAUCAAAAAAUGAAUAUUUGGAGGAUGAAAACUUCCAAACAGCAACUCCUCAGAUCCUCAUUGGUCCUAAUAGUAGUGCACAUGAAGAAACUAAGGAAACCGUCCUGUCAAAAGCAAAAGAAACAGAACCACAGGUGAAAAAGAAGAUCAAUAUUCUUUGUCCUCCACAAGGAAAAUUGAAUACAGUUAUUACAAAUGGGGUAAUUCUCUUUUUGAUAUGGUGUGUAAUCUGGUCAUUCUCAGGCCCUGAAGCUCUCCCUGGUGGAAAUUUAUUUGGACUAUUGAUUAUUUUUUAUAGUGCCAUUUUUGGGGGGGAACUCUUGAAACUCAUCAAAAUACCUUCAGUGCCUCCACUUCCACCUCUUCUUGGUAUGUUACUGGCUGGUUUUAUUGUUAGGAAUGUUCCAUUCAUCAGUAAGCAUGUUCAAAUUAGUAACACAUGGUCUUCAAUUUUAAGAAAUACUGCCCUUACCAUUAUCCUAGUACGAGCUGGGCUUGGACUCGAUCCACAGGCUUUGAAGCAUUUGAAAGGAGUUUGUUUAAGAUUGUCUAUGGGUCCAUGCUUAGUGGAGGCAUGUGCAGCUGCUUUUUUUUCCCACUUCAUUAUGGAAUUUCCUUGGCAUUGGGGAUUUCUAUUAGGUUUUGUAUUAGGUGCUGUUUCUCCUGCUGUUGUUGUCCCUUCCAUGCUGCUUCUGCAAGAAGCUGGAUAUGGUGUUGAGAAAGGCAUUCCAACCUUACUAGUAGCUGCUAGCAGCUUGGAUGAUAUCCUGGCUAUCACUGGAUUCAAUACAUGCUUGAAUAUAGUCUUCUCCUCAGGUGGUAUACUUAAUAAUGUCCUAUCCUCUUUACGGGAUGUAUGUGUUGGUUUGCUGGCAGGAACAGUUUUGGGAUUUUUUGUUCAAUAUUUUCCAUGUGGAGAUCAGAAAAAACUUCCAUUGAAGAGAGCAUUCCUUGUUUUGAGUUUGUGUGUUUCUGCUGUCUUAGGCAGCCAGCGUAUUGGUUUACAUGGAUCUGGAGGAUUAUGCACAUUAGUGUUGACUUUCAUUGCAGGGACAAAAUGGUCCAAAGAAAAGAUUAGCGUCCAAAAAAUUAUUACAAAUGCAUGGAAUGUUUUUCAACCACUACUUUUUGGUUUAGUUGGAUCAGAAGUAUCUGUUACAUCUCUUGAGUCAAAUGCUAUUGGCCUUUGUGUUGCUACCCUGAGUUUGGCAUUAUGUGUUCGAGUUUUAACCACAUAUGUAUUGGUGUGUUUUGCUGGUUUUAGUUUUAAGGAGAAAAUAUUUAUUGCUUUAUCAUGGAUACCCAAAGCUACAGUCCAGGCUGUAUUAGGUCCGUUGGUUCUAGAAAGAGCAAGACUCUCCACGCCCCAACUGGAAUCAUAUUCGAAGGAUGUGAUGACAGUAGCAUUUUUAGCCAUCUUGAUCACAGCUCCAAAUGGAGCGCUACUUAUUGGCAUACUGGGGCCAAAAAUACUUGCAUGCCAUGAUGACCCAAGCAAAUUAAAAUUGCAAUUGUCAGGAUUCAAACAUCAUUAAAAAGUUUAUUUGCCAUCAUUUGCCUGCUUCUUUUAAUGAAUUAUCUCACAUGACAAAAGUUUAAAGUACAAUUAUGUGGAGACUGUACAUAGAACCCAGGCUUUAGUAAAUAUGUGAUUUCACUACAGGGCUUUCCUCUGAUUUUUUUAAUUCCAACGUUAAUUUAAUAAAAACAGUAUUAAAUGGAA